Molecule: messenger RNA, 2052 nt
Organism: Cephus cinctus (wheat stem sawfly)
Lineage: Eukaryota; Metazoa; Arthropoda; Insecta; Hymenoptera; Cephidae
Product: LHFPL tetraspan subfamily member 2 protein
Exons: 4
Coding region: 478-1137 (219 amino acids)
Cellular component (GO): membrane
Source: RefSeq, a predicted model, not a curated record
AAUUACCGAAUGAUAAUUCACUCAAAGCCUAGCAUGGAUCCUACCAUAAUUCUUAUUUCAAGGAAAUAAAAAAAAAUUAAAUUCAGAGAAAAUGAUAAUUUCGUGUAAACUCACAUGACAAGGAGAGUUAUUCACGAAGUCGGCGAUUCCUGUUGGUUAAGAAGCCGACUGAUAGCACUGAAUAUAAAAUACCAAUUAAUCAAGUCACCACAGACAGCCCAUUCAUUCACACAUUAAUUUCACUGUAAUUUUGUAAUAGGGUUGUCGGUUGAAUUCAAAGAAGAACAAAAAUCCAUUCCGUCUCACAUAACCUCGAAACAGUAUCUGCACAAUUACCUAUUGUGCAGCGUCCUCACGUUUCAUUCUACGGAACUUUGUCUCUUCUCUCUCUCUAAACGAAUAUAUAUUUUCUGCUUUAGGUAACGUAUUUCACUGCACAAAGAAUGGCCUAAGACUGAGUUACGAAGCUCCGGCAGAAUGUGCUAUGUGAUAGUCACCGGUCGUAGCCUAUUAUGGACAUUGUUGUCUUUGGCGGCAUUAACGGCUGUUUUAUCAGCCCUUAUCACGCCGAGAUGGCUGAUAGGACCACCGACAACAAAACAUACCAAAAAUGGCACGGUACUCUACUCGCCUACGGUGGGAAUAUUUAAUCGAUGCACAAGACUCUACGGCAGGACACACUGUGCAAACUUCAACGCGGAUGGCCUGGCGACAGACUCCAAAGUAUUUCCCGAAUGCUGGAAAGCAACUCUCUUCUUCCUGUCGUUGGGACUGGCCAUUAUGACAGUUACAGUUAUGGCCGCGCUGCUUGGGUGUUGCGUGCAGAGCAUCGGUCGAAAGAGUAUCUUCAAUCUGGCUGGAGUAGCACAGGCUAUUGCCGGUAUCAUUUAUCUGCUUGGAAUAAUCUUAUAUGCCGCUGGAUGGGGUGCAGAGAGAGUACGGAGAAUGUGUGGAGUCGAAUCAGAUGCAUUUUAUCUCGCUGAUUGCAGUCUUGGUUGGGCCUUCUACAGUGCUGUGAUUGGGGUGCUGUUGACUUUCGUGUGCGCGGUGCUGAGUGGGCAGGCUGAGAAAUCCACAGCCAGUGAUAAGGUCCAAGAUAAGAUGAACGAAGGGAAGACCUUAAUUUGCCUUGCGUGAGGAAAUCAUUCAGAGGACUGUAAGGGAGAAGAUUAUUAAUGAAUGAAGAGGUGUCUGAUGGGAUGAGACAUAGAGCUGAGACCAAAUACUGAAAUUACGAAGAGACAUUUGGAUGUUGUUUUAGUCAUUGAAAAUAUUAUUGAUCAAUGUGAAUUUAAUUUACAUAUACACUGUAUAUCAAUCUGUUUUACCGUCGUGUCGGUAACAAGACAUCAAAUUAACUUUACCAACUGUACCGACUGAGUUUACCGACUGGAAUCAUAUGUCGUGACCAAUUGAGUUCAGCAGUCGAAUUGAGUCAAGUAAAAAAAAGUCGUCGUCUAAUUGAAAUAGAUAUUUAGAUGACGUUAAAAGUAUCAGUUGAUAGAUAUUGCAAACUGGUUUCUAUUUUUCUAAGUAAAGGUGACGUCCUGUAAACUAGUGGACGUAAUCAUUUUUUCCCCUCAUUUCACUAUGUAUUUCAAGAGAUACUCGUGUUCGUAAAAGCAGCACAGUGUAUAUCUUAAGGCUUGCCCUUAUUCGGUGUCAUUACUGUGUACGAAAGUGCGUGUUAUAAUUGUUGUUAUAUAAAGAUAUUUAUGCGUGAAAUGAUUUACUGUAACGUACGACCAAUGAUUGUUCAUGUGGCGAAUAAAUAAUACUUGCUAAAAAAGAAUAAUAGUCGAUUUGCCGUUACUUAGUUUCAAGUCUCCACACUCGAGCAGGAUUUUGGAUGUUCUGAGGAAAAUAUUUUAAAGAAAUGGACUUGGGUAUUUUAAAGCGUGAUUAAAAUUGUCAGAUAUGUCACGCCAAUCAAAAAAUGUAUUACAAAUGUAUCUUAUCGUCUAGCUUACAAGGGAAAGGAUCUUCGGGGCCAUUUUAACGUAAGGUUCGUUCGUUUGUAAUUUAUAAAUAAAAAUUUCUGUACACCUUCAA